Molecule: messenger RNA, 906 nt
Organism: Tripterygium wilfordii
Lineage: Eukaryota; Viridiplantae; Streptophyta; Magnoliopsida; Celastrales; Celastraceae
Exons: 2
Coding region: 1-693 (230 amino acids)
Source: RefSeq, a predicted model, not a curated record
AUGUCUAAAAAGUUCUCUCUUUCUCUUGCUCUUUCAAAGGAGUUUUUAGUGAAGAUACCUAGACUAGGGCCGAGACUCUAUGAAUUUGAAGGGUUUUACGGGGUUUCUUCCAUUGCAACAACAUCAACCGAUUCUCCCAGACCCAAGCCGCCACCAGAGCCGUCGAAUUCUAACAUGUCCUCUCCGGUUCCUAAGUCCGAAACGCUAGAAUCCCCAACACCAUCGGAUUCAUCGGUUGACAAUAAAUCCGAACAAGAUUCUCUUGAGUCGAAGAAUCUAGAACAAAGUGAGAAGGAUCGAGAAGGAGAGGAUGGGAAGGGAGAAGGAGGAGGAGAAGAAGAAGAGGAAGGAGAAUGUGGAUUUUGUUUGUUCAUGAAGGCAGGGGGAUGUAGAGAGAGCUUCAUAGCGUGGGAGAAUUGCAUUGAAGCGGCGGAGAAGAACAAAGAGGACAUUGUGGACAAGUGUUUCGAGGUUACUGGGGCUUUGAAGAAGUGUAUGGAGGCUCACGCUGAUUACUAUGAGCCCAUUUUGAUGGCAGAGAAGGCAGUGGAGGAGGAGGCCAAGAAGGAAUUGGAGAAUGAGAAGAAAGCAGAGGGAAAUGUGGCAGCGAAUGAGAAGAAAGCAGAAGGAAAUGUGACUGAGAAUGAGAAGACGGAGGAACCCUCGAAUUCGCAAGAUUCAACUGAUAAAUGAGAUGGUCAGGUUUUUUUUGUUGUUGUUGGAAAAUCAAAUAAUUAUUUGCUUAGCCUUUAUAGAAAUUUAUUGAUACUGAUUAGAGGAUCUUAAUUAAUUAAGAGUUCACCAUAUUUCGGUUAUUUUUUGAUGGAAUGAUGUUAUAGCUGACAUUGAGAAAAGGUGGAAGCUUUUCUAUGACAAUGAAGAAAUAAAGCCCUUGUAUUCUUACCA